This is a messenger RNA of Hypoxylon fragiforme, 663 nucleotides long. RefSeq lists its product as uncharacterized. The coding region runs from base 1 to 663 and encodes 220 amino acids. The transcript has a single exon. The record is from RefSeq and is a predicted model, not a curated record. Lineage: Eukaryota; Fungi; Ascomycota; Sordariomycetes; Xylariales; Hypoxylaceae.
AUGGCACCCAUAACCGAAAUCGUCCUCGCAACCCGCGCCCCCGGCGCCCCCCUGGACGCAAUCUACACGCUCUUCGCCAGCACCCUGAAGCCGCAGCCCGGCAACCUCGCCGUGCGCGCCUCCGUCGUCGCCGAGGACCCCAACGCCUUCCGCUUCUUCAUCGACUGGGACUCCCUCUCCUCCCACCACGCCUUCCAAGCCAGCGCCGCCUACGCGCCCUUCCUCGCGCAGCUGACCCCGCACUCCGGCGGGCCCGUCAAGGUCCUGCACGCGGAGCUGACCCCGCACCCCCCCACCGUGCUCGACAACGCCGAGGGCGCGGGCAAGUCCGCCGUCGCCGAGGUGCUGUUCGCGUACUUCGACCCGGCGGCCGACACCGCGGCGCCCCUGGCCGCGGCGCAGGAGCUGGCCGCGGGCCUGCGGGCCGCGGGCUUCCCCGGCCUGUCGGGGGAGUCGGCGUUCGGGUGGACGGUGGAGGCGGACGUCGAGUACGAGGGGCAGCCCACGCGCGCGCUGGUGUCCCUGGUCGGCUGGGACAGCGUGCAGGCGCACAAGGACGCGCGCGCCACGGAGGCGUACGGGAAGCUGAUUGCCGAUUUCAGGGGCGCCGUCCAGGGGCUCAAGGGGUUCGAUGUUACGCAUGUGUCCAACAAGAUCUUGUGA